AUGGGAGGUUCAGACAGGCUGUUGGGUGCAGCGGAGCAGGGAGACGGAGAAGGGCUCAGCAGCCCCAGCCCCUUGGAACACAGCCCUGGGUCCCAGCCACCAUCCCCAGGACCUGCCACAUCGCCAGGGCCUCCAGACCUAGACCCAGAGGCCGUGCGGGGUGCCCUCCGGGACUUCCUCCAGGAGCUGCGGGGCACCCAGCGAGAGCGGGAUGAACUCCGGGCCCAGACCAGCACCCUCAGUCGACAGCUGGCCGAGGUGGAGGCUGAGAGGGACAGCGCAGCGUCACGGGCCAGGCAGCUGCAGAAGGUGGUGGCUGAGAGCGAGGAAGGUGUGUCUGACCCUCAGGGCCCCUUCUCUGUUCUCUGUGCUCUGAGAGCCGCUGAUGCGGGAGGCUGGGGCAUCGGCCUGGGGGGCUUCUGCAUCCCUGCCCCGACUCCCAGUCUGCUCCUUGGGGAGCCCUGCCUGCUCAGCCCACCUGUGGCCACACCCGCCUACCCUCGGGGACCAACGGGCAGGCCCUGCGGUGGUGGGGCGCACGGGGGCGUCUUGUACCUCGCACUGGGUCUGCGGCUGUGCCUGGCCGUGUCUGAUGGGCCGGGACUGGACCGGGUGGCCACGCUGGAGAGGAGCUUGCGGGCCACCGAGGGCGAGCUCCACGCCAGCCAGGAGAAGAUCCGUGAGAUGAAGGCCAACGAGGCGAAGCUGCACAGCGAGAAGCGGCGCCUGAAGGAAGUGCUGGACGCCUCUGAGAGCCGCACCGUCAAGCUGGAGCUGCAGCGACGGGCGCUCGAGGGAGAGCUGCAGCGGAGUCGCCUGGGUUCCAGGGACCGUGAGACCCACGCCCAGGCCCUGCAGGAUCGGGUGGACUCCUUGCAGAGACAGGUGGCUGACAGUGAGGUGAAGGCCGGGACCUUGAGGCUGACAGCGGAGCGACUGAAUAGAGCCCUGGCCAAGGUGGAGGAGAGCGAAGGGGUCCUGAGGGACAAAGUACAGAGCCUGACACAGGCCCUGGCCCAGAGCAACACCAGCCUCACUAGCACCCAGGACAAGAACCUGCAGUUGCAGAAGACGCUAACGGCCUGUGAACAUGACCGCCAGGUGCUCCAGGAACGGCUGGAUGCUGCCCGGCAGGCGCUGUCAGAAGCCCGGAAGCAGAGCAGCUCCCUGGGUGAGCAGGUGCAGACGGUGCGGGCUGAGCUGGCCAACCUGGAGCUGCAGCGCACCGAGUCGGAGGGUCGGCUACAGCAGCUGCAGGAGGUGCUACGGCAGCGGCAAGAGAGUGAGGCCUCGGCGCUGCACACGGUGCAGAAGCUGCAGGAAGAGCGGCGGCUGCUUCAGGAACACCUGGGCAGCCUGCAGCGAGCCCUGGCCCAGCUGGAAGCCGAGAAGCGGGAGGUGGAGCGCUCCGCCCUGCGGCUGGAGAAGGACGGCACGGCCCUCAGGAGGACGCUGGACAAGGUGGAGCGGGAGAAGCUGCGCAGCCAGGACUCGGUGCGGCUGGACCGCUCGCUCUCCGGGGCUGAGCAGGAGCUGGCCAAGGCCCAGAGGCAGAUCCGGCGGCUGGAGGCCCAGGUGGUAGCCCUAGAGCAGAACCACAGCCCAGCCUGGCUGGAGGGGGAUAAGCAGCAGCAGCCGGAGCUGCAGGAGGCGGGCAGGCUGUGUGACUGAGCUGCCCACCGCCAGUGGGUAUGGGGCUGGAGGAGCAGGAGUCCACACUGAAGGGGCAGCUGCAGCUUCGAAGGAGCUCAGUGUCCUCUCCACCCUCUGGCCCCCCGAGAAAUGAGCUGCCCACGGCCUGGUCUGUUGCAUGUGGCAGCGCUGAGGGUGGACACCAGCUCUGGACCACACCCAGCUGUAGCUUCCCAGUGUCCCCCGGUGACCCCCUCACCCCAGCCCCCUCUCCCGGGAUGAACCACUCCGGUUUGUACGAGGGCCUCCCCUGAGUGGGAGCCAGAGCCCGGCAUCGGGGAGCCCUCCUCUCCGGCCAGCGUGGAGCAGGGGCUCAUGGAAGAGGAGGGCAGCCCGGCCCUGACUCUGGGCUCCCAGCGAUCUCUCUCCACUUCAUGCGGAGCAUUUGUCAGGAAACUCCUUAGAGAGCUCAGAGUCUUUGUAUUUUUGUACCUUUUUAUAAUGUUAACUGGCGAGAACCUAUGUUUUUUUGUAAUAAGACCAUUUUAAAAAAAUGGCU
Molecule: messenger RNA, 2191 nt
Organism: Fukomys damarensis (Damara mole-rat)
Lineage: Eukaryota; Metazoa; Chordata; Mammalia; Rodentia; Bathyergidae
Product: rootletin-like
Exons: 11
Coding region: 1-1671 (556 amino acids)
Source: RefSeq, a predicted model, not a curated record